AUGAGUGGAAAAGGUGCAAGAAAGAUUUGCCAGGUGAAUGGCUGCAGUAAUAGCCAAUUUAAGCUUCAACAAUGGAAAAACGAGUUGUGUCCCAACCAGGGAUUUUUUCGCAAGGAUUGCUCUUGUUGUAUUCAGCCCUACCAGCUCCAUCAAUUUCCACAAGCCCAUCGUCAAGAAUGGGUGAAAAAUUUAAGCACAAAAUUAACUAUCAACGAUCUUAAAGAUUAUCACAGAGUUUGUUCUGUUCACUUUGUUGAUGGAAAGCCGUCAAAAGGACAUCCAUAUCCGACGCUGCACAUUGGAUAUUCUCUACAUAGUAAUUGGAAACUAAGUCCAGGAAGGCGUGCUCCCCGGCAGCGAACUCGUGUCCAAACAAAAAUGGACACAAACGUAGAUGUUUACAAUAAGUUACCACCGGAUGAAAGGAUGGAUGUUGAAAUAGUACAGCCAAUGGACGUCAAUGUGGAGCCAAAAUACAAAGACGUGUCAACACAGUAUUAUUCAGCACAGCCUUUGAACCACGACCACUGUUAUGCCAAAAAAUCUCAGGAUAAAUGUACACAAACACCAAGUGCACCUUCCAUAGACACCAAUGACAUGAAUGAUAAGCAGUUCAAAUUCUUUACUGGGCUAUCAUCUACCACAUUUUGGGCUUUACUGUCAUCAUUUAUGUGUUGGACCACAGAACUUCCAUCACAUUCUCUACCAGUGGCUGAACAGUUUUUAAUGGUAUUAAUGAGACUACGUUUAGGUCUGUUGCUUCCAGAUUUAGGUUAUAGGUUUAAAAUAUCAACACGUAGCUUUGUUACCAUGAAAGCGAGGCUGCAUAUGGUCUUGUAUCCAACGUGA
Anneissia japonica is the source of this 849-nucleotide messenger RNA. RefSeq lists its product as uncharacterized. The record is from RefSeq and is a predicted model, not a curated record. Bases 1 to 849 code for a protein of 282 amino acids. Lineage: Eukaryota; Metazoa; Echinodermata; Crinoidea; Comatulida; Comatulidae. The transcript is spliced from 3 exons.